This is a messenger RNA of Morus notabilis, 2265 nucleotides long. Its product is annotated as heat shock cognate 70 kDa protein 2. The transcript has 2 exons. The record is from RefSeq and is a predicted model, not a curated record. Gene Ontology annotation, molecular function: misfolded protein binding; ATP-dependent protein folding chaperone; heat shock protein binding. Gene Ontology annotation, biological process: cellular response to unfolded protein; protein refolding. Gene Ontology annotation, cellular component: cytoplasm. The coding region runs from base 47 to 2005 and encodes 652 amino acids. NCBI's taxonomy places the organism in Eukaryota, Viridiplantae, Streptophyta, Magnoliopsida, Rosales, Moraceae.
UUCAAAAUCAUCGUUGUCUCUUUGUUCUGUGAAUACUCGUGGAGCUAUGGCUGGAAAAGGCGAUGGUCCGGCUAUUGGGAUCGACUUGGGGACGACCUACUCGUGCGUUGGUGUUUGGCAGCACGAUCGCGUGGAGAUCAUAGCGAAUGAUCAAGGCAACAGAACGACGCCGUCGUAUGUGGCUUUCACCGACACGGAGCGGCUGAUCGGCGACGCCGCCAAGAACCAGGUCGCCAUGAACCCGACCAACACUGUUUUCGAUGCCAAACGUUUGAUUGGCAGACGAUUCAGUGAUCCAUCGGUGCAAAAUGACAUGAAAUUGUGGCCGUUUAAGGUGAUUGCUGGCCCUGGCGACAAGCCCAUGAUUGUUGUGAACCACAAGGGUGAGGAGAAGCAAUUCGCCGCGGAAGAGAUCUCAUCGAUGGUGCUCAUCAAGAUGAAGGAGAUUGCGGAGGCUUACCUCGGCAUAGCUAUCAAGAAUGCAGUUGUUACUGUGCCUGCUUACUUCAACGAUUCACAGCGUCAAGCCACGAAGGACGCCGGUGUUAUUGCUAGCCUGAAUGUGAUGCGUAUCAUUAACGAGCCUACCGCUGCUGCCAUCGCAUAUGGGCUUGACAAGAAAGCGAGUAGCUCUGGUGAGAAGAAUGUGCUUAUUUUCGACCUCGGUGGUGGCACAUUUGAUGUCUCCCUCCUUACCAUUGAAGAGGGUAUCUUUGAAGUGAAAGCUACAGCUGGUGACACCCACUUGGGUGGUGAAGAUUUUGACAACAGGAUGGUGAACCACUUCGUUCAGGAGUUCAAGAGGAAGCACAAGAAGGACAUCAAUGGAAACCCCAGAGCUUUGAGGAGGCUGAGGACGGCUUGUGAGAGAGCCAAGAGGACCCUGUCAUCAACUGCUCAAACUACCAUCGAAAUUGAUUCUCUGUAUGAGGGCGUCGAUUUCUACACAACUAUUACUCGGGCCAGAUUCGAGGAGCUGAACAUGGAUCUCUUCAGGAAGUGUAUGGAGCCUGUGGAGAAGUGUUUGAGGGAUGCUAAGAUGGACAAGAGCAGUGUCCAUGAUGCGGUUCUAGUUGGUGGGUCUACGAGGAUCCCCAAGGUUCAACAAUUGUUGCAGGACUUUUUCAAUGGAAAGGAGCUAUGCAAGAGCAUCAACCCUGAUGAGGCCGUUGCUUAUGGUGCCGCUGUCCAGGCCGCAAUCCUUAGCGGUGAGGGCAAUGAGAAGGUGCAGGACCUUCUGUUGUUGGACGUCACUCCUCUGUCCCUUGGAUUGGAAACAGCAGGAGGUGUAAUGACUGUGCUAAUUCCGAGGAACACCACAAUCCCCACCAAGAAAGAGCAGGUGUUCUCCACCUAUUCGGAUAACCAACCUGGUGUGCUAAUCCAAGUGUACGAGGGUGAAAGAACUAGGACCAAGGACAACAACUUGCUCGGAAAGUUUGAGCUCUCCGGAAUUCCUCCUGCUCCUAGGGGAGUUCCACAAAUCAGUGUCUGCUUUGACAUCGACGCAAAUGGCAUCUUGAAUGUCUCGGCUGAGGACAAAACGACCGGACAAAAGAACAAGAUCACCAUCACAAACGACAAAGGUAGGCUUUCCAAGGAGGAGAUUGAGAAUAUGGUACAGGAGGCUGAGAGGUACAAGGCCGAGGAUGAGGAACACAAGAAGAAGGCUGAGGCCAAGAAUGCUUUGGAAAACUAUGCUUACAACAUGAGGAACACCAUCAAAGAUGAGAAGAUUGCAUCCAAAGUCCCUGCUGCUGACAAGAAGAAGAUUGAAGAUGCAAUUGAGCAGGCCAUCCAGUGGCUCGACGGAAACCAGCUUGCUGAGGCAGAUGAGUUCGAGGACAAGAUGAAGGAGUUGGAGGACAUUUGCAGCCCCAUAAUUGCUAAAAUGUACCAAGGCGGAGCUGCUGGUGGUGACGCGGGUGGGGCCAUGGACGAGGAUGGUGAUCCUUCUCCUGGUGGCGGAAGUGGUGCUGGCCCCAAGAUCGAGGAGGUGGAUUAAGCUGCAGUGCUUUGUCCUAGUUAAUGCAGAUGUUCGAGUUCGAGUGACUCACGUUUUGUUUCAUCCUGUACAUGGUUUCGGAGUUUGUUUAACUAAUAUGUAUUUUGCUCUUAUCUUUUUCAAUGGCAAUUACCUAGAUGUUGGAUUUUAAACUCUCACUGUUCUUAGAAUAUUUUUCAUUAAUGGUUUCAUGUGAUUUUGCUUAGUGGUCCUUCAUAUAUAACUGCCAAUUGGUUUGUUAGGCAGACUUUCUUUUUUUA